UACACACUCUUUUUUUCUCUCUUUUAGAACUGACAUUCACACCAUUUUUUCACCCUAAUUAAUAAUCAUCUCUCUCUUUCUGUCUCGAACCAAUCAUUCAAACAAACAGACAACCACUCGCUACCUAUUAAACCCAACUCAUCUCCCUCUCUAAUCUCAUCCAAUUCCUCUGUACUCAUCUUUUUUCUCAAAAUUUUCAUUAAUUUCUCCAAAAUGAAGCCAUUAAUGGCUGUCAUCACUGCCCUUCUCCUUCUGGGCUGCUGUCAUAUUUCAAUGGCGUCAGUACAGAACGAUGACGAUGAUAUUAAAGGUACUUACAUUGUUCACAUGGCGAAAUCUGAGAUGCCAGCGAGUUUUGAACACCACACUCACUGGUACGACUCGUCUCUUAAAUCUGUGUCUGACUCGGCUGAGAUUGUUUACACUUAUGAGAAUGCAAUUCAUGGGUUUUCGACUCGGUUAACUUCUCAAGAAGCUGAGUUGCUCAUGGCUCGACCUGGUAUUCUCUCUGUUUUGCCUGAGUUGAGAUACGAGUUGCAUACGACUCGCACUCCUGAGUUUCUUGGACUCGAUAAGAGUGCUGAUUUUUUCCCUGAGUCUGACUCGGUUAGCAGUGUGAUCGUUGGUGUAUUGGAUACCGGUGUUUGGCCGGAGAGCAAGAGCUUUGUCGAUACCGGAAUGGGUCCGAUACCCAGUACAUGGAAAGGCAAGUGUGAAACCGGUACGAACUUCACCGCCGGUAACUGUAACCGGAAAUUAAUCGGUGCUAGAUUUUUCGCUAAAGGCUACGAGGCCACGUUAGGCCCAGUUGAUGAAACUAAAGAAUCCAAAUCUCCAAGAGACGACGACGGUCACGGCACUCAUACAGCUUCUACUGCGGCUGGAUCGGUGGUGGAAGGUGCUAGCCUUCUCGGUUAUGCAACAGGGACGGCGCGUGGAAUGGCCACGCGUGCUCGGGUGGCUGUUUACAAAGUAUGCUGGAUGGGCGGCUGUUUUAGCUCCGAUAUUUUAGCUGCCAUGGACUCCGCCAUUGCUGACGGCGUUGAUGUUAUGUCCAUGUCACUCGGCGGUGGCAUGUCUGAUUAUUACAAAGAUAGCGUCGCCACCGGUGCAUUUGCUGCUAUGGAAAAAGGUAUAUUAGUGUCCUGUUCCGCCGGAAAUGCGGGACCCACUUCUUAUAGUUUAUCAAAUGUAGCUCCGUGGAUCACCACUGUCGGCGCCGGAACAUUAGACCGUGAUUUUCCGGCUUCUGUUAGUCUGGGGAACGGAAGAAAUUACUCCGGAGUUUCUUUGUUCAAGGGAAAUUCUUUGCCAGCAAAGCUUUUGCCGUUUGUUUACGCCGGUAAUGCAAGUAAUUCAACUAACGGGAAUUUAUGCAUGAUGGAUUCUUUAAUACCGGAAAAAGUCGCCGGAAAAAUUGUGUUAUGUGACCGUGGAGUGAAUGCUAGAGUUCAAAAGGGCGCUGUUGUCAAAGCCGCCGGCGGUUUAGGUAUGGUUUUAGCUAAUACAGCUGCUAACGGUGAAGAAUUAGUAGCUGAUGCUCACUUAUUACCGGCGACAUCAGUUGGUGAAAAAUUCGGCAACGAAAUUAAGAAAUAUUUAAAUUCAGAUCCAAAUCCAACGGUCACAAUUUUUUUUGAAGGCACAAAAGUUGGGAUUGAACCAUCACCUGUUGUUGCAGCUUUUAGUUCAAGAGGGCCUAAUUCAAUCACACCACAAAUUCUAAAACCAGACAUUAUAGCCCCUGGUGUUAAUAUCUUAGCCGGAUGGUCCGGUGCGGUCGGACCGACCGGUUUAGCCACUGAUACGCGGCGCGUGGAGUUUAAUAUCAUCUCCGGCACCUCGAUGUCCUGCCCACAUGUUAGCGGCCUCGCGGCAUUACUCAAGGCGGUUCACCCAGAGUGGACCCCUGCAGCUAUUAGAUCAGCAUUGAUGACUACAGCUUAUGUAACGUAUAAAAAUGGUCAGAAACUGCAGGAUGUUGCUACUGGUAAAGAUUCUACUCCGUUUGAUCACGGCGCCGGACAUGUAGACCCGGUAUCCGCACUUAAUCCGGGUCUUGUUUAUGAUCUAACGGUGGAUGAUUACUUGAGUUUUCUCUGCGGGUUAAAUUAUACAGCAGCACAAAUCACCAGUCUUGCGAGGAAGCAAUUCUCAUGCGAUUCCAGCAAGAAGUAUAGCCUUAAUGAUCUGAAUUAUCCGUCUUUUGCCGUUAACUUUGAUAGUACCGGUGGUGCUAGUGUCGUUAAACACACACGAACACUUACUAAUGUAGGCUCUGCAGGAACUUAUAAGGCUACAAUUUCAGGUCAAGCUUCAGGUGUUAAAAUCUCGGUAGCGCCUGAAACGCUGCGUUUUGACCAAGCGAACGAGAAGAAAUCGUAUACUGUUACAUUCACAGGAAGCAAAAUGCCGAUGAAUACGAAUGUGUUUGCUCGUUUAGAGUGGUCGGACGGAAAACAUAUCGUUUCGAGUCCGAUUGCCGUUAGCUGGACUUAGAAUGCUGCGGAUUCCGAAAUCGGAGGAAUCGAAGAAAUCGGGUUUGUCCGAUCAUGAUCAUCCUGCUCUGUCUCUCAAAGAGAGAAGAGUAAAACUGGUAACUGCUUAGUGUUUGAAUUCUGAAUUUCGUUAUAAUGUUAGAUCCAGCAAAUAAUGGAAAUGUGGAUACAAGUGUUUGAUAAUGUUCCCUGAGAGAGAAGACAAGAAACCAUUAGAAAAAAGUUUAAAGGGUUGUUUUCUAUCUUAGUGUACAGUGUUAUUGAUAUAUACUAUGUAUUUCAUUCCAUUCCUAAUUCAUUAUUGCUCAAGAUUUACUCA
This is a messenger RNA of Mercurialis annua (annual mercury), 2817 nucleotides long. Its product is annotated as subtilisin-like protease SBT1.7. Gene Ontology annotation, biological process: proteolysis. Gene Ontology annotation, molecular function: serine-type endopeptidase activity. Bases 214 to 2499 code for a protein of 761 amino acids. The transcript has a single exon. The record is from RefSeq and is a predicted model, not a curated record. Lineage: Eukaryota; Viridiplantae; Streptophyta; Magnoliopsida; Malpighiales; Euphorbiaceae.